GCGGCAUAAAGAAGCUGGGGAGCAAGAGCCCGGGAUUGGUGCUACCGGAGCAAAGAGUAAGGAAGGGAGAGCCAGCAAGGAAGGAAGGAAGGAAAGAGAGAGAGAGAGCAAAGGCUGCUGCUCCCAUCUCCGGAAAAGGUGAAGCAUUGAGGAGGGAAAGUUGGAAAGGGGGAGAAAGGAAAGGAUCGGAGGUUUGGGAAGGAUGAGCGCGGAGAGGCGGAAAAGGAACUGAAGCCAAGGAGAGAGACUCGGGAAGGGAGUUAGUAGUGCAUUGGCUGCUCUGGUUGUGCUUCCCUUGCUUUGGAGAGGCGAAAAGAGGACUGAGAAGCCAAGGAGAGAGACUCAAGAAGGGAAUUGGUGCCUGGGCUGCUCUGAUUGUGCUUUGGAGAGGCGGAAAAAGGACUCAGAAGCCAAAGAGAGAGACUCGGGAAGGGAGUUAGUGCCUUGGCUGCUCUGGCUGUGCUUCCCUUGCUUUGGAGAGAGAAAGAGAACCGAGAAGCCAAGGAGAGAGACUCGGGAAGGGAACUGGUGCCUGGGCUGCUUCUCCUUCUGUUUCCCUUGCUUUGGAGAGGCGGAAAGAGGACUGAGAAGCCAAGGAGAGAGACUCGGGAAGGGCACUGGUGCCUGGGCUGCUUCCCUUGCUUUGGAGGCGCCCUGGCUCUCGGCGAGGCAGGUUAGUGGCCGAAGAGGCGCGCUCUCGCUCCGUGUCGGGUCUCCUUCCUCCUGCUCGGAGCCCAGCAUGGAUCGGGCUUCCCUCCUGGCUCUCCUGGCGCUUCUCCUGCCUCUCCUCCCGGCCUGGGUGGGCUCCUCUUCUUCUUCCUCUUCGUCCUCCUCCUCCUCGGCGUCCGCUGCCUCCUCCUCCUCGUCCUCCUCCUCGUCCUCGUGCCAGGAGAUCACGGUCCCGCUGUGCAAAGGCAUCGGCUACAACUACACCUCGAUGCCCAACCAGUUCAACCACGACACGCAGGACGAGGCCGGUCUGGAGGUGCACCAGUUCUGGCCGCUGGUGGAGAUCCAGUGCUCGUCGGACCUGCGCUUCUUCCUGUGCAGCAUGUACACGCCCAUCUGCCUGGAGGACUACAAGAAGCCCCUGCCGCCCUGCCGCAGCGUCUGCGAGCGGGCCAAGGCCGGCUGCGCCCCGCUCAUGCGCCAGUACGGCUUCGCCUGGCCCGACCGCAUGCGCUGCGACCGCCUCCCGGCCCAGGGAGACCCCGAGACCCUCUGCAUGGACUACAACCGCAGCGAGGCCGCCACCCCGCAGCCGCCACGGCCCCCGCCGCCCCCGCAGCCGCCCAAGCCGCCCCGCAAGCCGGCCCUCCUCCCCCCGCAGGCGCCCCCCAAGCCGCCCCCCAAGGCGCCCCUCCCUCCGCCCUGCGAGCCGGGCUGCCGCUGCCGCGCCCCCAUGGUGUCGGUCUCCAGCGAGAGGCACCCGCUCUACAACCGCGUCCAGACGGGGCGCAUCCCCAACUGCGCCUUGCCCUGCCACAACCCCUACUUCACCCCCGACGAGCGCGCCUUCACCGCCUUCUGGAUCGGCCUCUGGUCCAUCCUCUGCUUCCUCUCCACCUUCGCCACUGUCUCCACCUUCCUCAUCGACAUGGAGCGCUUCAAGUACCCCGAGAGGCCCAUCGUCUUCUUGGCCGCCUGCUACCUCUUCGUUUCGCUGGGCUACCUGGUCCGUCUGGUGGCCGGGCACGAGAAGGUGGCCUGCAGUGGUGGGGCGGCAACGGCGGGGCCUUCCGGUGCUUCGGGCGCAUCUGCAGGGGCAGCGGUUGCAGUGGGAGGUCGUGGGGCAGCAGGAGGUGCCGCUGAGCUGCAGCCGGAACUGGCCGGUGCUGAGCAUGUGCGCUACGAGAGUACGGGCCCGGCACUCUGCACCGUAGUCUUCCUGCUGGUCUACUUCUUCGGCAUGGCCAGCUCCAUCUGGUGGGUCAUCUUAUCCCUCACUUGGUUCCUGGCAGCGGGCAUGAAGUGGGGCAACGAAGCCAUCGCCAGCUAUGCCCAGUACUUCCACCUGGCGGCCUGGCUCCUGCCCAGUGUCAAGUCCAUUGCAGUGCUGGCCCUCAGCUCAGUGGACGGCGACCCCGUGGCCGGCAUCUGCUACGUGGGCAAUCAGAGCUUGGAGAACCUACGGGGGUUUGUGCUAGCCCCGUUGCUCAUCUACUUAGCCAUCGGCUCCAUGUUCCUGCUGGCUGGCUUCGUCUCGCUCUUCCGCAUCCGGAGCGUCAUCAAGCAGCAGGGAGGGCCCACCAAGACCCACAAGCUGGAGAAGCUCAUGAUCCGGCUGGGGCUCUUCACUGUUCUGUACACUGUCCCGGCGGCCAGCGUGGUGGCCUGCCUCUUCUAUGAACAGCACAACCGGCCCCGCUGGGAGGCCACCCACAACUGCCCUUGCCUCCGGGACCAGCAGCCUGACCAGGCCCGCCGGCCGGACUACGCCGUCUUCAUGCUCAAAUACUUCAUGUGCCUGGUGGUGGGCAUCACUUCCGGAGUGUGGGUCUGGUCUGGGAAGACACUGGAGUCCUGGAAAGCCUUGUGCACGCGGUGCUGCUGGGCCAGCAAAGGGACGGCUGCCGCCGUGGCCUCUGGGAACAUUGGUGCUGUCGUGGGCAACGGCGGCAUGGGGGGCAUGGUGACAGCAGCAGCGGUGGGGGGACUCGGGGGCGGAGCGGGCUCCAUGUACAGUGACAUCAGCACCGGCUUGACGUGGAGGUCUGGCACUGCCAGUUCGGUCUCGUACCCAAAACAGAUGCCCUUGUCCCAGGUGUAAACAAAAGGGGGGGGGCACCAUGCUUUUGAAACUGUUUUUUGUCAAUGACCUUCCUCAUGGCCUCCCCACGUGCAGGACAAUCGACCACUACUGGAGGUUCCCAAGUGCCAGAUCGCUUCCCUGAGCCCCAUUCCCAAGUUCAUAUUCCUUGCAAGGAACUACCAACUUCUGUUGUGGAAAGUGAGAUAGGAGUUGGAAUCUGUCAAGACCAAGACUGCCCUCACCAAUGGGGCAAGAGACCCUCAGUUGGGAAGGGCUUCUCUACUUGCUUUUGCUCUUCCCUUCCAACUUUAGAGGUGACAUCAGCAAAAGUUGCUGGAGUCUGAUAUGACUGCAAGGGUGGGAGGGAAAUGGGGGGGGGGGCUACAAAUGGGCAGAUGCCUUAAAUUCAAACCAUGUCUUAAUUAUAUGCCCCAGAUAAAUACGGGUCUCUUAUGUUAAAGGAUGUAUUUAUAUAAUUAUUUGGUACCUUGUACAAAACGUGUAAGAUAUGUAUAUAAUCCAAAUGCUAUACAGUCUGUAAAUUUUUUUUGUUAAAAGAAAAAAAGUUUAGAGGCUGAUCAUCACUUGCUCCCUCCUAAGAGCAACUAUUUGAGUAUUCUAUUUUGUCAAUAAAAGGAGAAAUGAUUUUAUUGGAA
This is a messenger RNA of Anolis sagrei ordinatus, 3408 nucleotides long. It is a transcript of the gene FZD8, whose product is annotated as frizzled class receptor 8. The record is from RefSeq and is a predicted model, not a curated record. Gene Ontology annotation, molecular function: Wnt-protein binding; Wnt receptor activity. Gene Ontology annotation, biological process: canonical Wnt signaling pathway; non-canonical Wnt signaling pathway. NCBI's taxonomy places the organism in Eukaryota, Metazoa, Chordata, Lepidosauria, Squamata, Anolidae. Gene Ontology annotation, cellular component: plasma membrane.